AUGACGGACAAAACCGUGCCCAAAUGUCAAUUGCGCUUAGAGUGGGUUUACGGAUAUCGCGGUCACCAGUGUAGAAACAACCUCUUCUACACUGCAACCAAUGAGAUCGUCUAUUUCGUGGCAGGCGUGGGCGUGGUCUUUGACAUCCGAGAGCACCGCCAACGCUUUUUUUUAGGCCAUAAUGAUGACAUUAUCAGUCUUGUUCUACAUCCUGACCGUCGACUUGUUGCUACUGGACAAGUAGGUAAAGAACCUUUCAUAUGUAUCUGGGACUCAGUUACCAUGGCAACAGUAUCCAUGUUGCAAGGUCAUCAUGAACGUGGAAUCACAUGCUUAGGUUUCAGUAGAGAUGGCCAGAAAUUGGUGUCAGUUGGGUUGAAUGAUCACCAUACUAUUGCUGUGUGGAAUUGGAAAAAAGGAAGAGUACUUGCAACAGCUGCUGGUCACUCAGACAGGGUGUUUGAUGCACAGUUUCAUCCAGGCAAUGACAAUGCACUUGUGAGUUGUGGUGUAAAGCAUAUAAAGUUUUGGACACUUUGUGGAAACAGUCUGGAUUCAAAAAAAGGAUUGUUUGGAAAAACCGGUGAAAUUCAAACUCUUCUCUGCUUGGCGUUUGGACCAGAUGAUGUCACAUACACAGGGACCCUCAGUGGUGAUGUCUACAAGUGGCAAGGAACUAACCUUGUUGCAUCAGUGCAAGGAGCUCAUGCAGGUCCCGUGUUUACCUUGAAUUCAAAUGAAGAAGGAUUUGCAACUGGUUCUCGAGAUGGCUCAGUUCGUUUAUGGGACAUGUCCUUCAAACCAAUCACAAAACUAGAUUUGACAGAAAUGACGGGAGGAUAUAAAGGACUGUCUGUACGAAGUAUCAGCUGGCUGGGUGAACAUAUUCUAAUAGGCACUAAGGACAGUGACAUAUAUGAGAUCUCAGUGAGAGAGAGGGACAAGCCAAGGCUAUUAAUGCAGGGUCAUGCUGAAGGUGAGUUGUGGGGAUUGGCAUCACACCCAAAACAGCCUGUAUUUGCGACUGUCAGUGAUGAUCAGACCUUGCGCUUGUGGAGUAUAGCUGAGAGAAGUGCUUUAGCAAGAAAGGAACUUGAUCAGAAGGCAAGAUCGGCAGCAUUCUCACCAGAUGGUGUUCACUUAGCUGUUGGAUUAAUGGAUGGAUCUUUCAUUGUGCUGAGAACAAAGGAUCUGACUGAAAUUACUCACCUCAAAGACAGGAAGGAGGUUCUUCAUGAAAUGAAAUAUUCUCCUGAUGGGGGCUGUCUAGCAGUUGGCUCUAAUGACAACUUUGUUGACAUUUACUCAGUUGCUCAACGUUAUAAGCGUGUUGGUCAGUGUUCUGGGAGCUCGAGCUUCAUCACUCACUUUGACUUUUCUCAAGACAGUAAAUAUCUUCAAACAAACUCUGGAGCUGCUGAGAGACUAUACUACAAAAUGCCUGCAGGAAAGCGAGUAACAAACAGAGAUGAAUUGAAAACAAUUCAUUGGGCAACUUGGACAUGCGUCUUGGGGCAAGAAGUCAAUGGCAUAUGGGAGAAAUACACGGAUACUAAUGAUAUUAAUGCAGCAGAUACAGUGUUUGACCAGGAGGCUGUUGCAACAGGCGAUGACUUUGGUCUUGUCAAACUCUUUCGUUUUCCUUGUGUGAAAAAAGGAGCUCGCUUCAGGAAGUACGUUGGCCAUUCAGCCCAUGUUACUAAUGUUCGGUUCUCACAUGACAAACGUCGUCUUUUGUCAACUGGUGGAGCUGAUCAUGCUGUCUUUCAAUGGAGAUUUUUUGGUGAAAGUAUGCCACUUGAGGACAGUCAAGGUAAAUAUACAGGUGCUUGUUGUCUGUUGCAGGUGUUGAGUAAGGUUUUUACUGUAGGGUUGGGUGAUUCAGCUAAUGAAGAAAGUGAUUCAGACUUGUCGGACAUUCCUGAGGCAGAUAGUGAUGUUGAACAGGAGCAGCAGAUCAAGUACGAUCGUGCUGUGUACAAAGAAGACCUUGCAACACUUGAAGCUAAAAUGAGUCGUACAAAGAAGGAUGAAACCACACAAGAAGCACGCAAGCAAACAGAGAAAAGGCAUAGGGCUCCGCCAAAGAGCUUACAACUUGAGUUUGUGCAUGGAUAUCGUGGUUAUGAUUGCAGAAGCAAUUUGGUCUACACAUCAACAGGAGAUGUUGUGUAUCAUGUAGCUGCUGUCGGUAUUGUCUAUAACAAACCAUCUCACAGGCAAAGGCACUAUCUUGCUCAUACUGAUGACAUUCUUUGUCUUGCUUUACACCCAAGUAAAGAUUUGGUGGCAACUGGACAGGUUGGUAGAGAUGCAACUGUUCAUGUCUGGGAUGCAGAAAGUAUUCAGACUGUUUCCAUAUUGAAAGGAGGAAUUUCUCGUGGAGUUUGUGCUGUUGAUUUUUCAGGUGAUGGUAAGCGAUUGGCAUCAGUUGGAUUGGAUGACAAUCACACAAUAGUAGUCUGGGACUGGAGGAAAGGGGAAAAGCUCGCUUCUGCUAGAGGUCACCAAGACAAGAUCUUCGUUAUUCGAUGGAAUCCUAAACUGAGUGAUGUGGUUGUGACAGUUGGCAUGAAACACAUAAAAUUUUGGACUCAGACAGGCAGUGGGUUUACAUCUAAACGAGGUACAUUUGGAGAUGUAGGAAAACUGGACACCAUGAUGAGUGUGACAUUCAGUCAGGAUGGACACUUGACAUUGUCAGCAGGAGUUAAUGGUCUUGUUUACAUUUGGAAUGGAACAAAUUUGGCUGAGACAGUAAAAGCACAUACAGGUCCAGUAUUUGCAAUUCAGACAGUAGAGAAGGGUUAUGUGACUGGUGGAAAGGAUGGUAUUGUUUCAUUGUGGGAUGAGAGUUUUAAGCAAUGUUUAAGAUCUUUCAAGAUUCAACGGACUUCAUUAUCAGCCAAUCCUCCAUCAAUGCUAUAUGCAGAUUUACCUCCUAUUCGUUCAAUAGCUCUUGGCCAAGGGCAGAUUCUGGUGGGGACAAGAAAUGGUGAAAUACUGGAAAUCAACAAGACAGGACCAAUGACUGUCCUAAGUCAGGGCCACAUGGAAGGAGAGGUGUGGGGACUCGCAGUGCACCCAGCUGAAAUGAUAUGUGCCACAGUCAGUGAUGACUCGACAUGUAUGAUAUGGGACUUGUCUUCACAUCGGCUGAAAAUGAUUCGCAAACUGAAGAAGCCAUCAAGAUGUGUUGCAUAUUCCCCAGAUGCCAGAGCUCUUGCAGUUGGAUUUAAUGAUGGAAGUUUUUCAGUAAUGGACAGUACAACACUAGAAGAUAUUAUUAGCUUUCAUCAUCGGAAAGAAGAAAUUUCAGACAUCAAAUUUUCUCCAGAUUCUGGUAAAUAUCUUGCUGUUGCUUCACAUGACAACUUUGUGGAUAUUUACAAUGUCAUGAGCAGCAAACGUGUUGGUGUCUGCAAAGGUGCAUCAAGUUACAUAACUCACAUUGAUUGGGAUGGAAGAGAAAAACUGCUUCAAGUUAACACUGGAGCUCGUGAGCAGUUGUACUUUGAGGCUCCUCGUGGAAAACGGCAAACUAUCAGGAGUACUGAAGUUGAGAAGAUGGACUGGGCUUCAUGGACAUGUGUGCUCGGGAGUACAUGUUCGGGAAUAUGGCCUCCAUCAUCAGAUGUGACGGAUGUGAAUGCAGCACAUCUUUCAGUAGAUAAAAGAGUGUUGGCAACUGGUGAUGAUUUUGGAUUUGUGAAGCUCUUUGACUAUCCAGUCAAGGGCAAGUUUGCAAAGUUCAAAAAAUAUGUCGGUCACUCGGCUCAUGUAACAAAUGUUCGAUGGACAUAUGACAAUUCUAAACUAUUGUCUGUUGGUGGUGCUGAUACUGCUUUCGUGGUGUGGAAGUAUGGUGGCGCUAGUGAACAUGACACUCAAGGAGGGAGUGAAGAAUCUGAUUCUGAAGUUGAAGAAGACAGUGGAUAUGACAGUGAUGUGCAGCGAGAAAGACAAUUGGACUACAAGGCCAAAACUUACUCCAGUCCAAUUCGUGAGAUGAGUGGUGUAAAGCCACACCUUCAACAAGUGGCAGAUGCUUCAGUACAACCUGCCGUCAGUCGUAGUAAGUCUCGUCCUCAUUCUGUUCAUUGUGCUGAGCCAACUGAUGGAAAGAAGCAUAAGAGUUCAGUGCAGGAUCUUGUGCUGGAUCACAUUCAUGGUUAUCGUGGAUUUGAUACACGGAACAAUGUACAUUAUGUAUCGGAUUCUGAAGUUGUUUAUCAUGCAGCUGCAGCUGGAAUUGUUUAUAAUCUCACCAAUUCAACUCAAACAUUUUACUUGGAGCAUACAGAUGAUAUCCUGUGUUUAACAGUUAACAGACAUCCUAAGCUACAGAAUGUUGUUGCUUCGGGUCAGCUGGGCAAGGAUGGACCUAUUCAUGUGUGGAAUUUGGCUAACAAGCAAACCCUAUCAAUAAUUCGAGGUCAUCACUCUGAUGGUGUUUGCUCUGUACAUUUCAGCUGCAGUGGCAAGCUACUGGUGUCAGUUGGACUUGACGCAGAUCAUACAGUUGCUGUCACAAAGUGGUCAGAUGGAACCAAGUUGGCUAGCAGCAGAGGACACAGACAGAGAAUAUUUGUUGCAGAAUUUCGGCCAGACUCUGAUGUGAAAUUUGUCACCUGUGGAGUGCAGCAUGUCAAAUUUUGGACUUUGACAGGCAAUCAAUUGGUUGGUCAAAGAGGCUUGUUAGGAGGAAAUGGUCGAGAUGUCAGUGAAGAUGCAGUCAAGAUGCAGACUAUGUUAUCAGUUGCAUUUGGAGCAGGCGAGACAACAUUUACUGGCUCAAUGAGUGGUGAUGUUUAUGUCUGGUCAGGUCAUGUAUUGGCUCGUACAGUAAGUCGAGCUCAUACUGGGCCUAUCUUUGCAAUGCACACAUGUUUAAAAGAUGGACUAGUUGUCACUGGUGCUAAGGAAAAGAGUGUAACUCGUGAUGGUGGCUGUGUCAAGCUAUGGGAUCAAGAAAUGAAGAGGUGUCGAUCUUUCCAGCUAGGAAAGGAUGGGCCACUUCAUUGUGUUGUCAAAUCAGUAUCAAGAAAUGGCAGAGGCAAGAUUUUGGUUGGAACAAAUGAUGGGAAUUUGUUUGAAGUUGUUGAGAAGGGAGGCAGCUCACAAAUGCUGCUUUCUAGUCAUGGAGAAGGAGAAAUGUGGGGAUUAGCCAUGCAUCCUGGAAAGCUUCAAUUUGUUACAGCCAGUGAAGACAAGAGUGUGAGAUUAUGGGAUAUAGGGUCAAAGGUUUUGAUAAAGAAGGCUGAUGCUGGUGCUCCUGCAUGCUGUGCUGGUUUUUGUCCUGACGCGUCUCUUAUUGCCACUGGAUUAACAAAUGGCGAGUUUCUUUUACUGAAAGGAGAUACCUUGGAAAUUGUGGCAAGGAAGAGAGAUCGAUGCUCAAGAAUUCAUGACAUUCGCUUUAGCCCUGAUGGUCAGCUGUUGGCUGUUGGAAGUGAUGACGGUAGUGUAGAUUUUUAUAGUAUUCGGCCAGGUGCACGACUUGCAAGAGCAGGCUACUGCAAGAACAUCUCAAGUGCUGUUCUACAACUAGACUGGUCGGAGGAUAGCAAACUGAUUAAAGUGAGCACCAGCACAUAUGAAACAUUGGUUUUUGCAGCUCCUAGUGGGAAUCCUGUGUCAAAGCCGGGAAGUACAGUGUGGGCCACAUGGACCAGCGUCCUUGGUCGAGAGGUCGUUGGAAUUUGGCCAAGAAAUGCAGACAAAGCAGAUGUGAAUUGUGCUCAUCUGUCUCACUCUGCAAAGUCUCUUGUGACGGGUGAUGACUAUGGUGUUGUCAAGCUAUUUGGUUUUCCUGUCACUGAAAAAUAUGCAAAGCACAAGCAAUACUUUGGCCAUUCUGCACAUGUUACAAAUGUGAGGUUCUCACAUGAUGAUAAGUAUUUGGUGAGCACUGGAGGUGAUGAUUGCUGUGUGUUUGUGUGGAGAUGCCAAUGAUGAAAUUCAUUGUGCUAUUGGUUUGCUGGUGUGUUUGCUAAUUAACUGUUUCUUAGUAAACAAUUUGUUACGUUAACAGCAAUGAGAGUAAGAUUAUCCAGUUUUAGAUAGUUGUUUAUGGAUGACAUGAUUUUAAUGUAUGGCGCUGCGACAUAAUUAGAUGCUUAACUGUACUAAUUGAACUGCUGGACUUCCUUGCGGCGUAUGAGCUAUUUCUGAAGUGAUGGGAAAACUGGUUUGCUGUAAUUUAAUUGUGAGACAGACUUUGCUGACUUUGAUGAAGUCAUUAGUAAACUGUAACCUUAGACUUGUUGCAGUCUGCUGAAUGUGUUCUAUUUUGCUCAUUCCAUAUUUGCAAUCACUUCAUUAAUGAAACAACUGCAAAGGUUUUUAUGUUUCA
Messenger RNA from Corticium candelabrum, 6355 nucleotides. Its product is annotated as echinoderm microtubule-associated protein-like 6. The record is from RefSeq and is a predicted model, not a curated record. Lineage: Eukaryota; Metazoa; Porifera; Homoscleromorpha; Homosclerophorida; Plakinidae. The transcript has 36 exons. Gene Ontology annotation, molecular function: microtubule binding. The coding region runs from base 1 to 5955 and encodes 1984 amino acids.